Molecule: messenger RNA, 6101 nt
Organism: Linum trigynum
Lineage: Eukaryota; Viridiplantae; Streptophyta; Magnoliopsida; Malpighiales; Linaceae
Source: the annotation of a GenBank genome assembly
UAAUUAAUUUUGCUAUAUUUCAUUGCUUAUGCAACCUAAGGACAAGGAAAAUACUAUUAAUGAGUACUCUUAUGAAGUUUUCAAACAACGUGCAAAUAUUUGUUUAAUUGUAGAGCUCAUUUCAUUUCGAUUAUCACCUUCAGCCAUUGUAAGAAGUUUGCAAAUCUUCAUUUUUUAUGGACCUAUCUUCAAUGUAAUCUUAUUUUCGUACAUUCUCAUUAUUGUGAUUUAUUUCUUCAAAAAUGCUAUUUACAUUUUCAUACAUUCUCGUUAUUGUGAUUUAUUUUUCAAAAAUGAUAUAUAUUUGUUCCUAGGAAAUUACUAUAUUAUUGUUGGACAUAUGUGUGAUCUAAGAGUCAUUAGGGCAUUCACCCUUACACAAUACAUUGUCCAACUAAUUAUUAGUAACAACUGGCAUCAUGCCCUACAUAUUUCAAAUCAUGCAACUUCAAAUUCAUUAUGCGUGACGUGAUCAACAAGGAUGAUCUAUAUUGGGGAAAACACUUUAGGACAAUUGAACUCUAUUAGAGACCAAUAAUUUUCUUUCAUCCUGAAGCUUGAUUAUGUCAACAUUAUGGAAAGCACCUCAAACAUUCAACUAUAUGGUAUACUUUAGUAAUGAAGGAUAAUUAGUUAUAUUUCCCCCAUUUUUGGGCAAAUAGUAAUAUUUAUUGCUUUUAUGAUAAUUCCCCGACUAUUAUAUUGUAAGCACAUUAUGCAUAGUCGGAUCACUCUUGAACAUUUAACUUGCAUAACGAAGAUACAAAACACUCAUGACAUGCAUUUAAGGCCAUCUAUCUUAUAUGUUAUUAUAUACGAUAAUUCCCCUGCCAAUGUUCUAGGCCCAACGCUAAUAUCAUACAAGAUUCACAAUUGGUUAAAUACCAUUGACGUGACUUAUCCAAGGAUUGAAAAAUCAUAACGGAGAUUGUACCGGAAAAUUCAACGGCAGGAUAUUUUAUAUUGAAAUCAUAAUUGAACCGUAAUUGAACCGUUCAUACAGUUUAAUACCGCCUACCGACAUCACUUUCGGUAGGAGGUUCUGGUCGAACCACCGGUAUGGUAUGGUCUUCAAUCCUUUCACUCAUUGUGACAAAAAUUGAACAAGAUAAGAGUAAGGAGGUAAGGUCCGCUGUGACAUGCUUAUCUUAUUGCAAACCAGACCUUGAUUAUUACUACCCGUCAGAUUUUCUUAGGAUUUUUCAUUUUUUAUCUAAUGGCCUACUAGUUUAACAAGGCUAUAAAUAUGAGAGACCCUUUUUACACUUGAUCUCGUCUUGUAAAAUGACGUAGUAAAUAUUGACCACUUCAUUCGCCGUUAAAUCAGACACUUCCUCCCCCGUCAUUUUAUAACCAACAUUAACAUACAAUUUCGCUUUGCCAUUUGUGUGCAAUUUUUUGAUCUAACAAAUCUCCUUAUUUAUGACUCCACUAUACAGUUCUAAACAGGAAGAUACAUGCAUGCUUGAAUCGAAACCACCAAGGUUUUUAAUAAUUGAAAAAAAAGGUUCUCAGAGUAAAAUUGAUAUAAUAUGGUUAUGGGAGAGGAUCAGCAUCCAUGGGCUGAUAUAUGUCCAGAUCUCCUGAAUUCCAUCUACAGGAGACUCCCCUCCCACAUCGACGACUUCGAUGUCAUCGAAGUGCGGGAAGAUGACAAGCUUUUCGUCCAACCACGUCGUGAAACUCAAAUCCCCGAGAGGCUCGUAGGUGUCAACGUACAAAUCCUUGGGAGGGCGGGCGCGUGGCUGCUUCUAAAAGAGCGUGGCAUUUUCUUGGGCUGUUACAAUCCUCUGCUCCGAAGUCCAGCAAACUAUAUCGCUCUUCCCGAACCAAGUUUUCAUUUUUCUCACUUCCGUCGUAACUGGACGCCGGUCACAGUCAAGGUCGCAUUCUCCGCACUACCCACAGCUCGUGACUCGAUGAUCCUCAUGGUAUAUGGCGAUCGUUAUUUCAGUGUGCUCCAUUGUGGUGACGAUUGGAUGUGGAAGACAUACAAUUUCUCAUUGGCUAGGAAAAAGGGACAAACUUGCCUUGGUGUAUGCUACGGAAAGGGCAGAUUCUUUUGCUUAUUUGAAAUGGGAGAUAUGGUGAUUUUCAGCACUGACAAGAAUGAGAAGAGAAUGGUGCUAGCGGCCACCAAACCUUUGCUUCCCGAGCGACUCAAGCAAUGGGACAGUUUGUGUGUUGUGGCAGUGGUGACCAAAAAGACCACUUCUGGAAGUGAUCAAAAUCAUGAGAUAGAAAAGAUUAUGGAGUUAAUGAUAGUCACUCAUUGGGAGCGAGAUCAUGAGGCAUGUGACAAGAACAACUUCAGAUUGGUGGCAGUGGUGGAAAAAGUUAUCACGACGACAGAUCUAUUACUGGCUAAUGAUGAUGAUGAUUGUGAGAUAGUGUUAAUGAUAGAGGAUGGAGACAACAACAAGGGAUUGAUUGUAGUGAAAGAGUGGUUGCCACUGAAGAGGAGUUUCCACAGCUUUUAUCUUUUUGCACUAUUUUUUCUUCCUUCCCUAGUUCUCUUGCUUGGUGUUGCUUGGAUUCUCAGCCUUUUGAUCCACAAGUUGAAUUGUGGUUAAACUCAGCAUAAUGAUGGGGUAGUGCGCGUGAUUUUUAUGUUAAAUAAAAUUAGAGUUGACGAGGCAAAUUAGUAAUAGUUUUUUUUAAUUGUAGCACACCUUAUAAAAAUGAUUUGCAGCCUCAAACAUUGAAAUCAAUUUUUCAAAGUGAUCUGGAGUCCCACAUGUGAUCUCAAUAAAAAUUUAUGAAACCAUAUUUUGGUAUAAGAUGAUUAAUCUUUGAGAGCCAAGCAAGGUAAACCCCCUUGAAGAUCCUUGAGUCAUACAAAAGGGAUAACACCUAAAAUAUGUGUUAUUUAGCCCCUAUCCUCAAGGAAUUUACAUGCUAAUUCAACGUGUCUAGGCAACAUAUCAAGUUAUAUAUGCCCAUAUUCGUUCCUAUUUGUAAAACAUGCAUUUUGGCAUAGGUAUUCAUGAUAUGAAAGUUUUCAUAGGGGAAACCGAGCCCAAUUUAUGGUAUGUUAUGCUUUCCCAAGUGUUUGUGAUGAAAUUCCAGGUCUUAUAUUCAUUUGGGAUUGAUUGAGAAUCGAUUGGAGUUCAUCCGAGCAUAAUUGGGAAGCAUGGGAGCAAGAAGGGAAGAAAAGGCACUAGUCACCGCCAUAGGUCAUGGUCGUGACAACUAGGUUGUGACCAUGUUUGCGGGCUGUAGAUCGCGGCCGUGAACAGUAGCCGUGAAUUGCAGAAGGAGACCAAAAAGAAGUCAGAAAGUUUCCGCCCAGGACAUGGCGUAUUUUGACAAUGAAAAAGAUCUCGGCCACGAACUUAUGAAGGAGGCCGCGAUCUCGGAGUUUAAAGACGGAGUCAAAAUACGUCAUUUCGGGUGAUUCAGGGAAGUUCCAGCAGGUCACGGCCGUGACCAUCACGUCACGCCCUCGAGGCCGUGAUCGACACCAGUUGCAUAUAAAAUACUCUCUUUUCUGCAUCUUUCAGGGGGGAGCCGCCUUAGAGUGAGAAAGUUAGGGUUUUUUUUAGUGUUUUAGAGAGGGAAACACCUUGGGAGAGCUUCAUUGAAGAUCCAAUCACCCCGAGGAGCAAGGAGAAGAAGCUUGAUUCCAUCAUUCCCCUCUUCUAGUUUGUGUUUUCUUCUUUUCUCUAAUAACUUGAAUCUCUAAUGGUUGUUUAGGAAAGAUGAACCCUAGUUUAUAGGUUGUGUAUGAAUGAGUUAUGUAUGAAUGUGUUAAUCUAGUUGAUUCUAUUGCUAUUCUAUCAUCAAUUGUGUUUGGGGUAGGGCACCCUAAUCUUCCCUUUUAGCCUACUUUAUGCUUCUAUGCUGGGUAUGGAGUUCUAGGGUUAGACGGGUAUGCACCAUCAAGCAAAUCAUGACAGAUGUAUGAAUAGGGACCUAGGGUGGCCGAGGCGACCAAACCCCUGCCAUAAGUUAGCCUUCCUAGAUAGAACUCGGGAUAAAACCUCGGUGUGGACGGUGUAUAGUGUCCAUUGAAAUGAGCCAUAAGCUUAAUGUUCCAGUUACGAUAGCCUAGAUUGAGGUGUCUAUAUAUGGGCUUAGGGGAGGCGUACUCGGAGGCGUGUGAAUAACCAUGAAAGCCCACGGAAAAGAGCCCACUCACCACAUUCGAUAACCCUAUACUUGGCAACCAUAGCUACGAGGAUUCGACCCUAUGCAACUGUCUCAUCUCUAGCGUUCUCCCAACCACUUGGUUGGUUGUUUAUUUUACCUUAGGAGUAGGUUAAAUUAGUUCAAACCCCUCACCAAACUUCGGACCCAAUUAGAUAGUAGUUCGGAGCGAAGUAAUAGUAAACUUAGGGUUCUCUUGGAAUACGACCGAGCCACUUUACUACAACUCUAACUAGGUUAUACUUGGCUUAGUUAGGAUUGAAUAGAGAGUGUGCAUCGAGUUAUAAAUUUAAAGCUCGAUCGCACAUAAGCAACCGAUCAAGAAGACUAAUAUGGAGACUACACUACUUAACACAACAAAGUCCAUUUCAAAAGUAUCCUCACACUGAACACUCAAAGCAACCAGCAGGAUAUUGAGAUACAUCAAAGGGUCACAUAAUCAAUGUAUCUUCUUUAAAGGUGAUUCCUUAUUGCAGUUGUUAGGAUGCAUUCCAGAAGAUUAGUUAUUGGAUAUUGAACCUUUCUUUUAAGCUCUUUGGUCACAUUGAAGGCUACGAAGUAAACCACAGUCUCGAUCCCCUUUAGAGGUAAAGUAUAGAAGUUGUUUGUGAAGUACAAUGAUUAAAAGGUUUGCUGACAGGGUUAAACAUGGAAGUUCAGUUGCCAAUUUAUGUGUUAUGUGACAAUAAAUAUGCGAUAAACAUUGUUGAGAAUGCGGUUUUUCAUAAGAGAACAAUACACGUCGAAAUUAUGUGCAUGUGACAAGAGAAGGGGUAAAAUUAGGUUUGAUUGAACUAAUCUGCAUACGAAGUGCUGAUCGGGUAAAGUUUUGUUUACUAAAUCUUUAAGCAGAUUUCGUAUUAGGGUAAAGUUUUGAACUAAUACCGACAUUGCAUUACGUAAAAUAUAGCAUGGUUUGACAAGAAAGUUAUAAUAACUUGUUGUCAUUCCUGUCUUUGUCAUGCAAAUAGAUAUUGUUGUUGUUCAUGUAACCUCUACGAUUUUGAGCGUGUAGAAGAAAUUAUGUCAAUGUAAUUACUCAAAUUGGCAAAAUUAGACCAUGAUUUAGAGCUUGAAGCUCAAAUAAGCAAGUAUUGGUUGUCUUCAACAAGCUCAAUUUCCAUGCUUCUCAUUCAAACCAAAAAUCAAUAUACAAAACCCCAAUUUGCAUAUUGGAAUUGCGUUCCAUUUUUUCUUUUCAAUCCUCUCCACAUAUGCUACUAUGCAAAUGGACAUAUGAUUCAUCAUAUUCAAUGUAAUAAACUUCUCACUUGAUCUCUACUUAUCCAUAACAAUGGCUCAAAACACAAGGAAGAUCUUCAAUGAUUAUUUUAGCUAUAGCUAGAAGGCCCGAGGCAUGAGCUUUGCUGAGGUUAUAGAGGAGACUUGCAUUGGCUCAUCGCAUCCUUAUAGAGGAGACCUAAGUUAGGUCGUUUGGAUGGAUCAAUCUAGAAAUGAGACAAUUUGAUUAAUUGUUUCAUUUUAUAAACGAAGUAAUUAAAACGAGUCAAUUCGAAUUACCUGCCCUCACUCCAGACAAUUGAAACUGACUCAAAACGGAUAAAAUCAAAAUACCUUAGGCAAAAUGAUCCAUCCAAAUUUUUUGCUGACAAACGAGUCAAUUUAGUACAAUUGUCUCAAAAUGAGACAAUUGCGUCAAAUUUAUACGUUACAAUUCCUCAUCCAAACGACCCCAAAGCUUUUAUAGCGGCUAUUUUUCACAUGGUUUGCAUCUCAUUCUAUUGUGCUUCGUUUUUCUAGAACUCGUAAAGCAUUUUUCGAUGAUAGCUCUGAAUUAGGGUCAUGAAGAAUAUUAAUCGGACGUUUAAUUAGCAUUAGACUUAGUUUAUACAAGUGGUUUUGAAAACUCGAACUCGCAACCCGUAAGAUUAUAACAUGAAAUAUAUUUGUCAAAACAACAUCAAAUCACGGAAUACAUGACACUUUUGUCA